UUGAACACACGUGGAGAGUAUAGAUAAGAUAAAUUAAAGGACACAAUCGACUCAAGACGCACAUAUGUGCGCAUACGUACUUCUAGAAGAUAAACAAGACGCUUCGGCGGCGGCAGGAAAAACCGACACUUCACCAGACGGCUCAAAGUGACGCUAUAUCGUAAGGAGCUGGAGAUCUUUCGACUGUCUAGGGUAAGCGCACAUCCACCAAAGCUGCUGCACCAAUUUUCUCCAACUUACGAGUGCCCCAGUCGCCCAGCCGUUGUAGAAUUAACGCGCAAUAGGAGUGAGCAUCACCGGGAAAAGGAUGGAUUCCCAAACUCUUGCAAUAGCCACCAUGAUCAUAUUUUCCGAAAUGGGGGACAAGACCUUCUUCAUUACAGCGCUAAUGGCAAUGAAGCACUCCAAGGCAUCCGCCAUUGCAGGGGCGCUGUCGGCCAACGCAUUAAUGUCGGUCUUUUCAGCUAUGAUUGGUUCAAUCGCCUCAGUCAUGCAGAAGGACUACACGCAUUACCUGUCCGUGAUCCUUCUGGUUAUAUUCGGCUCCAGAAUGAUCGCUGAAGGUUACGCGAUGGAAAAAACCCAAACUAAGGUUGUUAUCCAGGAAGCUGAAAACGAGACGUCUGGAGCGAAGAGCAGCUGGACAAAAGUUGCGGGCAACUCUGCGCUCGCACAGACGUUCCUCUUGACAUUUUUGGGAGAAUGGGGGGAUAGGUCGCAGAUCUCCACAAUCGCUCUCGCAGCCAAUGAGAGCGUCACGAAAGUUGCUGCGGGCGCCAUCUUGGGCCACGCGGUGUGCAUCGUGGUUGCUGCUUACGGUGGAUGCCUGAUAGCGAAUAGGAUGUCCUUGCGUUCAGUUACUCUUCUUGGCGGUUGCGUCUUCUUACUGCUGGCCUGCUCGAACGUCAUCAUGGGGCCCACAAUCUGGAAUGCACCAUAGUCACUUCACCACCACUUCCAUUGCCUAUAUUAUUCGUCACCAAUUAAACUGAUUUGCGCGCUGUACAAA
This is a messenger RNA of Rhipicephalus microplus (southern cattle tick), 1009 nucleotides long. RefSeq names its product putative divalent cation/proton antiporter TMEM165. Gene Ontology annotation, molecular function: calcium ion transmembrane transporter activity; manganese ion transmembrane transporter activity. The record is from RefSeq and is a predicted model, not a curated record. NCBI's taxonomy places the organism in Eukaryota, Metazoa, Arthropoda, Arachnida, Ixodida, Ixodidae. Gene Ontology annotation, biological process: Golgi calcium ion homeostasis; manganese ion transmembrane transport; calcium ion transmembrane transport. Gene Ontology annotation, cellular component: Golgi apparatus.